AUGGCCGGCGACCACGACGUGUUAAUGGUAGCUGAGGAGGCCGGGGAGGGAGCACCGGGGGCCUCUCCCGGCCGACCAUCUGCGCGGGCGUCUCCUACAAGCAGGCACAAAUACUUGGUCGUACAGGCACGCAGUAUGGCAGACGAGCAGCAAAUAAAUGGCAAUCAGGAUGAGGGGCUUGAAUAUCAGCAAGAAGAGCAAGCCGGUCAGAAUGGAGGAGAGCGUCAGGAAGAGAACAUAGAGUCUCACUCUCAGGCUCAGACAGCGGCAGCAUCAGAUGGAGGUCAAGCAGGGAUUGACCAAGGGAAGAUUUUCGUUGGGGGCCUAUCAUGGGACACUUCUACCGAGGGACUGCGGAAUCACUUUGCCAAGUAUGGCAACAUUACCGAUGCGGUUAUCAUGAAGGACAGGAUUACGGGCCGCCCCAGAGGUUUUGGGUUUGUUACCUUCGACAACCAGGACAGCGUGAACAGGGUGCUGGAAGAGAAGCACCGGAUUGAUGGCCGAGAUGUUGAGGUGAAGAGUGCAGUUCCGCGGGAGGCAUCCCAGGGCCUGAGGGGGCCACGAACAAAGAAGAUCUUUGUGGGGGGCCUCCCCGCGUCCGCCACAGAAGAUGUGCUGAAGGAGCACUUUGGGGCGUACGGCACCAUUGUGGACGUGGUGAUCAUGCAGGACCACACGACGGGGCGCUCGCGCGGCUUUGGCUUCCUCACCUUUGACAACGAGGCCGUGGUGGACACCAUCCUGAGCAGCAACAAGGUGCACGAGAUCGACAACAAGCAGGUGGAGGUCAAGAAGGCUGAGCCCAAGAAGCCCCUUGGGGACGGCCCCACUGGCGGCUACGGGGGCGGCGGUUACGGGGGCGGCUAUGGAGGAAGGAGCGGCGGGUAUGGGGGGGGCGGCUACGGGGGCGGCUAUGGCGAUGGCUAUGGGGGGGGCUACGGGGCAGGAGCAGGGGGGGGCUAUGGCCGGUCUACCGGUGGCCGCGGCGGCUAUGGCUCCGCAGGCUAUGGGGGGCCCGCUGGCUACGGGGCGGGCUAUGGGGGCAGCGGCUAUGGAGGGUAUGGGAGCUCCAGCGGGGGGUAUGGGGGGUCGUCAGCAGGGGGAGGAUACGGGAGUUCUGGAUACGCUGCAGGCGGGUAUGGCUACGGCAGCGGGUACGGUGCAGAGGACGUGUACGGCGCAUCCGCGGGGUACGGCGGCUACGGGGCUGCGGGAGGAGCCAGUGCGUACGGGAGUGGCUACGGGGCCGGAAGCAGCGGCGGCGGGUAUGGCAGCAGCGGCUAUGGCAGCAGCCGUGGAGGCAUGAGCGGGGCGGGCGGCAGCGGGGGAAGCAGGUAUCAUCCGUAUGGGCGCGGCUAAGCACAAGUGGAGGCCUGUGCAGGGGGAAGCGAGGGUGAAGUGAGGGUGAAGCGAGUCUGCUUUUGAUGAAUACGUACAGGAAUUAGGCUUGUAGUUCAAAACCCUUGCAGUUUUGAUUUUCGCCCAAUACAGCCCCCCUCCCUCUGGCCGCUCCUCCAGCAUGAUCGUGAUAUUGGAGCCCCACAAGACAUAUCUAACCCUUUUGUUGGACCAGGAUUGGUGGUCUUUACCUCUUUCCUGUGGACAGCCUUUGAUUGCAAAUUACUUCGUUGGUCAUAACUAUCGGAUUUCGUUGCUAGCGAAUCUGGCAUCAUCGUGUAAUCAUCAUUAUUCCUAGAACAUCCGGUGCUAAGGCGCACACGUGCCUAUGGUUGUAACUCCGACAUAAGGGUCCCAUUCGGUCAUGAUGGUCCCACUAAGUUGAUGUAUUUAAGGGCCCAUACCCUAGGCUACAUGGUCGAG
Klebsormidium nitens is the source of this 1824-nucleotide messenger RNA. NCBI's taxonomy places the organism in Eukaryota, Viridiplantae, Streptophyta, Klebsormidiophyceae, Klebsormidiales, Klebsormidiaceae. The record is from the annotation of a GenBank genome assembly.